Molecule: messenger RNA, 2956 nt
Organism: Seminavis robusta
Lineage: Eukaryota; Bacillariophyta; Bacillariophyceae; Naviculales; Naviculaceae
Source: the annotation of a GenBank genome assembly
UCGGGGGACGUGCCUUCCAACGAACCUCUAAAUACUCGGGAACCAAGCGCUUUGCGCGUGUCCUGCCUGCUUCCUAUUUCUCGCCUCACUUCAUCUUCGGCAUCAUCCGCCAAUCUCAAUGGCCCUGUUGUUGACUUGUGUGGAAGAAAGGCGGAUACUAGAACCAAAAGAACGUUUUCAUCUCUUGAUACUUCGUUGGAUUGAUUCUAGUAGGUGCUGGUAUAUGUUGACAGUCUUUCAAUAGCAGGCAUUGUAUUGGCAGAAUAGGGGAAAGCGCCGCCAUGACGUCGCUGACUGAAUCUACCAACACAAUUUUCGCAUCCAACACGACGGCUCCUUCUGUUGCAGCACCAACAACAUGUGCAGCUCAAGCAGCUGCUGCACAUGUCAGACAUGGUUCUUCCUAUGGUGUUGGACCACAACAACCUCAGCCACAGCAACCACCUGGCGCCGCAGAAGAUUGGGGUGAUAUACAUGUACCACAAGUGGUCGAUGCAAGACCAAUCUUGCCCUUGGCAGCCUUUUAUAUGGGAGAUUUGAGGGACGGGCUUCCAAUGUUGAACAUGCAAGCAGCGUUCUUAAUAUCUGCCAAAGGAUUCAACGAAAAACAAGUUGGAAUCCUUUUCUUUUGCUUUGGAAUCUCCCAAUUCUUAUGCAUGGCGCCGGCUGGAUACUUUCUCGAUUACUCCAAUCGAAAGAUUGAUUGGGUACUGUGUGCGGGAGCAGCAGCCUCGGCACUCACGGUCUUGACAGCCGUGACAGCCGAAGAUGACGGCAAUAACAUGGCAUUGAUGAUACUGUGGAAGGUUCUGCAGGGAGGUGUCACGGCAAUCUUGCCACCAGGGUUCAAUGGUAUCACUCUGGGGAUUGUGGGUUCCACUGGUUUCACUCAUCAGGUAUCACGGAAUCGAAUGAUGAAUCAUAUCGGGACAGCUCUCAUUGUGGCGUUUGGGUCCCUUCUGGCAUACUUUUUAUAUCCAAACAUUGGAGCCUUGUUCCUUGUUAGUCCAUUGGCAUCCAUCGGGAUGGCGUACAAUCUUCGGCGGAUCAAACCUAAGCAUGUAGAUAGGGAUGCUGCUAGAGGUCUCAUCAUUGAAUCACCCACCAUGAACGAAUACGAACAGUAUGAUGACGAAGAGGAAGCAGCAGCCAUUGAAGCGGCAGCGCUAAGUUGGCAAAUGAUGGAAGAUGAUCCAAACUGUGAUCCAGCCAAACAAGAAAGCCAAAAGGCAGAAAUCAUCAAUCAACUUUCAUAUACACCCAACAAUGUUGACCCAUCGUGUCCAUACAGUGGCCUCGCUUCCCCUUGUGGCGGUGUCCCUGUAUUCGAGAACGGGAUGGUACCCAUGGCUCAACCGUCUCCAACCAUGUCGGCAACGUCAUCAUCCUACAUGCCACCAAACCUUCAGAAUGGAAGCAACUUGGAUUCCUCGCAACACCGAAACGUUGUCUUGCUCACAACGCCCAUUCAGGAGCACGAAGCAGAUGGGUUCCAAUUCGUUUCAGCGCCGACGACGGCGCCAACCAACACAACAGAGAUUAGACAACGUUCCAAUCCAACACCGCAGCAGGCGUUACCAUUCAGACCGCCCAUGGCGCCAGGACCGGCAACAACCAGUACAAAUACUGUCGAAUCAGUUGUGAGACGGCACGUUAGACACCCCAGCGGCACCACGCAUGAAUCGUUGCCAAGCUUCAACAUGGGGUAUGGUGGAAACCGACAAAACUCGACCACUGCUUCCCAAUCAAUGUUGCCAGUAGAUCCGAAUACGGGCCUGCAACCCAAUUCAAACUGCAGUGACGACGAUCGGCCUCGCAAGGCAAGGACUCCACUGGCUGUGCUGAUGGAUCCAACACUGAUGAUCUUUACGGCGGUCAUCUUCUUCUUCCAUCUUGCCAACUCGUCUGUUUUGCCACUGGUCAUGCAAAGUUUGGCUCUGGAAGAUCCCCAAGCUGGAAUCUUGCUGUCCGGUCUUUGCAUCCUCAUUGCCCAAGCUUUUAUGAGCUACUUUGCCAAAAUCUGUGGUGACUAUUCGCCCAUUUGGGGACGCAAGAACUUGGUUUUGGUGGGUUUGGCCUCCCUUACGUUACGAUGCUUCCUCUUGGCGGGUCUAGUGUCGGCAGAAAUAGCAGUAGAGGACGAAGAAGGGUCCAACAUGCUCAAGGUUCUGAUCCUUUCCACCCAAUUCCUCGAUGCUGUGGGCGCAGGUAUUCUGGGUUGUCUGCAUAUCCUUGUCACAAACGAUAUCUCUGGAGGAACAGGUCGUUUCUCGCUGAUGCUCGGUGUGACGACAGGUGCGAUGUGUCUAGGAGGCACAGUUUCAGGAUAUAUUGGUCAGGCGAUUGCACAAGACUAUGGCUACCCUUUUGCAUUUACUGCUUUGGGUAUCAUGUCGCUGGUUCCCCUUUGCCUCUACAGCCUGUUCAUGCCCGAAACGCUGCCAGACUAUGCUCGUCCCAGCCAGCAGACGUUCAAGAAAAGGCGGAAACGCCUUGCAGCUCUUUUCAAACGACUGUCGGAAAGUCGGCGGCGACUCGUCGCCAAAGCCAACCCGUUUCGAAAGAGUCAAAAUGAUCUUGUACAUGACACCAAGGCGCAACCGCUCAAUGAGAACGACGGUCUUGUGUCGGCCCAGAUGCUACCCGUCGAAACGGAACCCAAAGCCCUAUCAAGCGAUGUGGAACUUGUGUAGCUAGAGAGAGACUCUCCAUGUUUGACCGCCCUCUAAGUGAUCACAAUAUCAUGGCGGUGCGGACGAACUGCGAAACAAACCUUGCUAAGAAAAAGAGAUAAAGCUUGCAUGUUUUCUGUUAAUAGACAAUCAAAUCACCAUACCCAUGCAUACCGCCACCUUUAGUUUUUCAAUACAAACAGACCCCGAAGUUCCGGGGGAUUGACUAGGCCUGUUUUUCGUUCUCGUGCUUGCUUGCAAGUGCGAAUGAAUCGAAUCGAAUC